Messenger RNA from Linum trigynum, 426 nucleotides. The record is from the annotation of a GenBank genome assembly. Lineage: Eukaryota; Viridiplantae; Streptophyta; Magnoliopsida; Malpighiales; Linaceae.
AUGACCUAUGGGAUGUGGUGGACGAGGAGGAGUAUGAAUUGUGGAAGGAGAAGACCUGUCGUCGAUCAACAUCCCAUCACCGAUCUUCGGGUGCAAGUCCCCUUCCUUCUACCCGGUCCCACCAAGCAUCACGCUUUGCAGAAUCGAGACAUCGUUCCCGACCUCUGUCGUCUCCCCAAUCACCACUCCGGUGGCGUGAUCGAGCAGCACCCCUUCCUCUAUUCGAGCGUCGGGGUGGAUGUCGACCCUUUGAAGCUCAAGAAACAGUGGAUGCAAAUGCCUCUUCUCGCCUUUUCUCGUAUUUUCGCCCAAAGAUCCUCGACGGCCACCGCCUCCUCCUCGAUUCGAUUGAGAGUCGGGGAUUGGGAUUGGGUCUGGAAAUUUUUAACGAGGGGCACGAGGGUGAGAUGCGAGAACAAGGAGUAA